AAAAAUCACAUCACUGCCAUUCAACUUGAUGUUCAAAAAGCGAUUGCAGCAAAGUGGGAGGGGGCAGCGCAGAAAAACUGUCACUGCCAGUUAGUUUUCCCGCAGCCUCAUCCCGCCGCUCCCACCAUUUUCUAAUAACCCUGUGAGCAAGCCCCACCAAAAUAAGCCCAGUGGACAACUUUCACUCCCUCGGAAUUUGUUAAAAAGCGGAGAUUUAACGGCGACGUCGCAAUUGACCUUCGAGCAAGGCGUACAACUUCCCCGUCAUGUUUUCCAAGGCCACUUCCAGCUUCGUCCGUCAGGUUGACCCGGAGGGAAGCCUCAUCCACGUGUCCCGGAUGAAUGACUCCUCCAAAUUACUUCCGAUGGCCCUGGUGGUCAAACGCAAGCGCGUCUGGUUCUGGCAGAGGCCCAAAUACCAACCGACAGAUUUCAAGCUCGGGGAUUUGCUGCUGGGCGAUAAGAAGCUUACACCUGUUGUGUCCAAGAGAGAAUUCCUGGACUACACGGGCAAUUUCGGAGACAAAAUCUCUGGCAAGCUGGACGCCGAGGCCGGCUCCGUGGGCCUGACGCUGGAGGGCCUGGGCUCAUCCAAACUCCUGUCGGACUUUGGCAGCCUGCAGAAAGAGGAACUGAAUGUGGUGAAGUUGUUAGAGGACUCGAACAAGAGGCUGGUGGACAUGGACCACGUGCUGGUGCAGCAGCUCGAGAAGCGCUCUGACGUUCUGGCCAUCGUCAAAGAGAGGAUCCUGACCAGCGCCGCUUGCACCGUCACAGAGACCAAAAAGGAGCAGUGUGCCUUUCGGGCCGUUGUGGGACUGUUAGGUGAGCUGGUGGCCAACAUGAAGGUCUGCAUCAAGGAGCACAACGACAUCGAUACCGACAGCGACGUUUCCUUGACGAUCCCCGCCGACGUGGUCAUUGCAUACAGCGUCCUGGAACUAGAAAUUAAAAAAGACGGCCACUAUAAUAUCUGCCUGUGUCCUGGAUCGAUCGGAGGGGGGUUUGAGGCGGAUACGGUGAGCUCGUGGUGCUCUCAGGAAGACCUGGACGUAACGGAUGGGAGGUGCCUUGAUGAGAAUAUUCCAGAACAGCCACAGGAAAAUGGAUCUCAGGUGGAAGACUUCUCUCCACUCGCGGAGCUUUCCCAAGCAACCCGCUGGGCCUUGUUCUGCAAACUGCAAGUGAUUCUGAGGGACAGAGUGACCCUCACACAUCUGCAGCGCGCGCUCGAGGCGGAGUGCGUUAGCGCGACCCCUGACGCGACGCAGCAGGAGGAACUCACAGGCGGUCCAACCAAACUACCGGACAGCGUCGACAGCGCUCCUCCUCCCCUGAAUGCUGCCCAUCUGUUAGUCAGCGCGUUGGAAGAGCUGCCUGAUGAAACUUUAAACCUCCUGUCUGACAGUCAGCCUGGGUUCUUUGAAGCCUUCAGCGGCCUGAUGAGCCUGUUGCCGGAGAGCAACCGUCCCGUCUGCAUUCAGUCACUUCCCACGCCGCUGUGGGAGAAAGAAGCGUUCCAGCGGGCAGAGGAGCUCCUCAGCACCGUCGGCGCGACGCUGACGGUCGACGGCGACCGGCUGUGCUUGGAGACGGGCGGAAAAAAUGAAGUGCGCGUCUUGGUCCUCCGCCUCAGCGCUUAUGGACUGUCUCUGCUGUGCAGUGGACAAAAACAGGAUAUUCCCCCCUAUUUUGUUUAGGUCCAGACUAUAACAGUAUUUCCCAACAGUUAUUGAUUCACAGUACAUAAUUGACAAUAUAAAAUAUUAUGUAUAUGUAUGUAUAUGUAAAUCUCAAGCAACCGUGCCAUGUCGAUCUUCUGGAGCAGUUCAGAAUCAAUAUUUGGUCUUUAUUUGUAUAUUCAAUUGAAUGAAUGGCAACUGGUGAAGAUAGAUGAAAAAUGGCAAUUUUUUGGGGGGGGGGGGUUGUAGUCACAAUUUUCAGACAAAUCAAGUGAAAUAGGAUCAGUUCUUGCGGUACAUCUGAUGAUCUCUCUCGGCACUGUUGUUGGGAAUUGCAGGAGUACAACUACUUUCUUGAAGGAGGAAAUGAUGUAUUUAUGUAAAAUGUCACUCGUUUAUAUCGUUUUAGUACAACAUGGAGUGUUUUUACAUGUAUUCCUAUUGAUAUUUUAUGUACUAAAACAACUUAAUAGGCUCGUUCUUUAUACAGAGAGAUUCUUAGAGGAAAGUUAAGGAUAAGACCAUUGACGUAAUAAUAUUUUCUGGAGUAAUAACUAUAGCUGUGAGUAAGGUUGAGAGACAUUAUUUCUUUAUUUCUUUUUUUUUUUAAAUAACUACUUAACAUGUAAUGCACGCUAAAGUGCAUCAUCACACUUAUACCAAAAUAUGCUAAAAAGCUAUUAUAGAUUUCUUGCCAAGGUGGCGUUCUAAUUUUAUUGAAGCUACUUUUUACUCGAGAGUACUUUACAAAUAUUUAUCAGAAUGAAUGUAUCUAAUUCCAUAAUAUGGAAUGUUUUGACUUAUUUAUAUUUUAUAUAUUAACUAUGACUCCAUAUAUGAAGCUGCCAUUCCUGUGCACUCAUCGCGAAGUUCUUGUUUGAUGAAUUAUAGGUUUUAAAAGCUUUUCCCAUAGAGUCGAACGGAAAACAAGUUUUCGAUGAAUCUUAAUCAAUAUCUAUUGAUCAUGAUUGUUUCAUGGAUAACUGAGUGAUAUAUGAAUCUGAAUAUGUAUGAUGUGACUUCAAGGAAAAACGUUCACAGGUGGAUUCAGUUUUUCAGGUGUCCCUGUUAUUUAAGAUUUGGCUGAAAGAACAUUUUAAUUUCAUCUUUUUCAACAAGUACCCAACUUGAUCCAGGCCUCACGGCCUUCAGAAGGAAACGCCCUGUUGUGGACGCUCCGUUCCGAUGACAACACCAUUCGAUGUCCAUGUUAGUGUUUUCGUACAUUUAAAACAAUACAGUAUAUCAUACAAAAACACUAAAAUAGACUCCACUGUAUUUAAAAAAAA
This is a messenger RNA of Syngnathoides biaculeatus (alligator pipefish), 2971 nucleotides long. RefSeq names its product gasdermin-E-like. Gene Ontology annotation, biological process: programmed cell death. Bases 267 to 1700 code for a protein of 477 amino acids. Gene Ontology annotation, cellular component: cytoplasm. The transcript is spliced from 10 exons. The record is from RefSeq and is a predicted model, not a curated record. Lineage: Eukaryota; Metazoa; Chordata; Actinopteri; Syngnathiformes; Syngnathidae.